UGAACAACAGCCUCAUACCACAUCCUCUGCCUCAACACGAUACACCGUCUCACAGUCUUCCAAAAUGCCCAACGACUUAACCGGCGACCCAAAUCAACAUGAUCCUACCAAAUUUGCAGAGAAGCUCGUCGGAACAUGUCUUUGCGGAAGCGUCACAGUAACCAUCAACGACAAGGAGCUCUUCACCAAGCGACGCGGUCAUCUCUGCCACUGCGCCAACUGCCGAAAAGUGGCCGGCUCAUACGUCGCAAGCAAUCUGCUCAUCGAGCAAGAGAAGGUGACAAUUGAAGACAAAGACGGGACAUUGAAAACAUACGAGGACAAUGCCUCGAUGAGCGGCAAUACAGUAUACAGGACGUUCUGCGGGAAAGAUGGAAAUCCUAUCAAAUCCGAAACUGCUGCCUAUCCGGGCAAAGUCGUUCUCAAGAUGGGAAUUUAUCCGAGAAUUCCGCAGCCCGAGAUGGAAGGCUUUGGUUUGCACAAGCAUGAUUGGCAGGGCUCUCAUGAUGGGAUCGAGACUUAUGAGAUCAAGUGGGCUGGUCCAGAUAAGAAGUUAUUGGGCCAGGAUGAUGGCAUGGUCUCGAAGUGUGUAUGAAGCUGCCUUUGCCUCGUUAUGAGAGGAGGUAUUUCCCAUCGAUCAAGUCUUCGUCGACAGUUCAUUCGAAGUGAUUACAGCUCGCU
This is a messenger RNA of Sphaerulina musiva SO2202, 681 nucleotides long. RefSeq lists its product as uncharacterized. Gene Ontology annotation, molecular function: carbon-sulfur lyase activity. The transcript has 2 exons. Bases 65 to 595 code for a protein of 176 amino acids. NCBI's taxonomy places the organism in Eukaryota, Fungi, Ascomycota, Dothideomycetes, Mycosphaerellales, Mycosphaerellaceae. The record is from RefSeq and is a predicted model, not a curated record.